GUGCUGCCCCCCACCAUUCCUCUGGUAUAUUCAUCUACUUGUCUCUGAUUUGACGCAGACACUGACAUUUGUUGUGCGGAGGCACAACAGUUUUCUAAAGAGUGUCCUCUAUGAAUUCCCCAGUCUGAGUUCCCUACCCAAAACAUAUACUAGUUGUAAGCUUGUUUGGUGACUGAAACGCAAGCAUUAUUGAUGCCAGACUAAACCAGAUAACUGACAUUUUUUCAGGAGAUCAGCAAUGACAGCCCUAUACUGACAAAUUUCUUUAAAGUAAUUGUCUGUUGAAUUCAUAUUUCCUGUUUUUACCUUGUUACACAAAGUUUUGCAUUGAAUUUUGAAUGAAAAUAAAACAAAAAAAAUGUCAUUGACUCACGAUGGCCCAGGCCUGCACAUGGUUACAUUCAGUCACAUCCUGUUUUAAAGAGAUUUGUUUGAUUUUCCACCCAGCCAAACUCUCACACAUCGUCUUGUUUUGAUCAUCUGUAAGGCGUUUCAGUCUCCUAAUUGAAAAAUAUGAGCAUCAUUUUUCCAUCAGACUAUGGUGUAAUCAUUCAUUCUAUCCCUAAUGAUUAUCGAACUAGGCGUAGUACAUUCCUAAUGCUGGCAUUAACUUUAUCACCGUGAAAGUUCCACCUCCCAUCGAUCUGCCCUGGCUUGAAUUUUGGGAGGUGACACUUUUAUCAUUAAAUUUACAGACAUAAUUUAGUAAGUCAAUUACAUGCAUGUUUCUUAUUCAACAUGGUGUGACCUGCAAACAGAUUUUAUUUAAACUUGCACAACGAUCGUGUAAUGUUCCUGCAUAGAACACCUCUACAGUCAGAGGGCCGGUAAAGAAUUGCUUCCAAGUCAGGACUUGCGCAAACAGGUAGCCCCGUUGUUAAAGAGUUUCCAAGCAGAGAUCGAUGCAUUAAGUAAAAGAAGCAAAGAAGCUGAAGCUGCCUUCUUGAAUGUCUACAAGCGAUUAAUUGAUGUCCCAGAUCCUGUACCUGCCUUGGAUCUGGGACAGCAAUUACAACUAAAGGUUCAACGGAUGCAUGAUAUCGAAACAGAAAACCAGAAGCUUAGAGAGACAUUAGAAGAAUACAACAAAGAGUUUGCUGAAGUAAAAAACCAAGAGGUUACAAUAAAAGCACUUAGAGAGAAAAUCCGGGAAUAUGAACAGACCCUGAAGAACCAGGCGGAAAAUCUGGCUCUAGAGAAAGAACAAAAGUUACAAAAUGACUUUGCUGAGAAGGAGAGAAAGCUGCAAGAGACUCAGAUGUCUACGUCUUCCAAGCUGGAGGAGACUGAACACAGAGUCCAAGUUCUGCAAGCAGCUUUGGACAAGUCUCAGACAACACUAUUUGACCUGAAAACAAAGUAUGAUGAAGAGACAUCAGCAAAAGCUGAUGAGAUUGAGAUGAUUAUGACCGACCUUGAAAGAGCCAAUCAGAGAGCAGAGGUGGCGCAGAGAGAGGCAGAGGCCUUAAAGGAACAGCUCUCAUCACUCAACAAAUCUCUACAGCAUGCCCCACAGACGCAGAAACCGCCCGAUACUGAGCAGACGCUGGAGGGAGCGGCAUGCUCCAAUAUGGAGGUUGAACUUACGGCUAAGGAGAGGGAAAUUGCCCAGCUUGUGGAAGAUGUACAGAGGUUACAGGCCAGUCUUACUAAACUUCGAGAAAACUCUGCCACUCAAAUAUCGCAGCUUGAGCAUCAGCUUAACACCAAGAGCAACAAUCUUAAGCAACUUGAAGAAAAACUGAAAGGGCAGGCUGAUUAUGAAGAAAUAAAGAAGGAACUCAACAUUUUGAAGUCCAUGGAGUUUUCCCAGUCUGAAGGACCAGGCGGUCAGGAUGCAUCGAAACCAUUGGAGGUUUUGUUGCUGGAAAAGAACCGCUCCCUGCAGUCGGAGAAUGCCACGCUGCGAAUUAGCAACAGCGACCUGAGCGGGUCAGCCAGGAGAAAAGGGAAAGACCAGCAUGAAACUCAGCGCCCUGCAACCUUGCCGACCUCCCCUCCCUCUCAGUUGCUCCGCAACGCAGGGGAGCAGGUUUCCAAUACUAAUGGUACACACAAGUUCUCACCAACGGGUUUAAACCAAGACUAUUUCAGCUUAUCCAUUGCAAGCCCUUCUUUGCCCUUGGCCUCCACGGGGAAAUUUGCACUAAAUUCACUUCUCCAGCGACAGCUUAUGCAGUCCUUCUACUCCAAGACAAUGCAGGAAGCAGGAAGCACAAGCAUGCUUUUCUCAACAGGUCACUUCAGCACAAACUCCAUAUCUUCCCAAAGUCCACUGCAGCAGCCAAGCCCGGACAUAAAUGGCAUGGCUCCUUCACCGAGCCAGUCAGAGAGCGCUGGAAGCGUCUCAGAAGGUGAAGAUAUAGACACUGCAGAAAUUGCACGUCAAGUGAAAGAGCAGUUGAUCAAGCACAAUAUUGGACAACGUAUCUUUGGACAUUAUGUACUGGGAUUAUCACAAGGGUCUGUGAGCGAAAUCCUGGCCAGGCCCAAACCUUGGAAUAAAUUAACUGUACGAGGGAAGGAGCCUUUCCACAAGAUGAAGCAGUUCCUGUCCGAUGAGCAGAACAUCCUUGCACUACGGAGUAUACAAGGCCGACAAAGAGAAAAUCCAGGCCAGAACCUGAACAGACUGUUUCAGGAGGUACCGAAAAGAAGAAAUGGGUCUGAAGGAAAUAUUACCACACGGAUAAGAACCUCAGAGACAGGCUCAGAUGAUGCCAUUAAGUCUAUUCUAGAACAAGCCAAAAGAGAGCUGCAGGUGUUAAAGACUGUUGAGCCGGCUCAGCCCUCUUCAGCAUCUAGCAGUGGUAAUUCUGAUGACACUAUUCGGUCCAUUCUACAACAAGCAAGACGAGAAAUGGAAGCCCAGCAAGCUGCUUUUGAACCUGCCUUAAAAACGGCAUCUCUGUCCCAAGCUGAUCUUGCCAUCAUUUCUCCAAAACUUAUCUCUACCACUGCAGUGUCUUCAGUGUCUAGUUACUCUCCCUUAUCCAUGUCCCUGAAGAAACACACACCAGUUUUGGACUCUGGCAUCUCUACCUUACAGAGCCUUUGUAGCGUAAAAAAAGAGCCCCAAGAGACAUCAAUGUUGGACAUUCAUAGCAUGACCGAAUCUACGCAGGGAAUGCUAAGGCACGUGAAAAAUGAGCUGGGACGAGGUACUGCAUGGAAAGACCAUUGGUGGAACACAGUUCCACAUGAAAGGAGAACGGCACCACCUGAAGACACAAAAGUUGAAGAGUCCAACUGCACAAAGGAGAAACUUAUCACUCAGAACAGGCCGGACCGACAAGGGCCCUCGUCUUCUUCAGAGUACUGGAAGGAGUGGCCAAAUGCUGAGUCUCCUUAUUCGCAGAGCUCGGAAAUCAGCAUGACGGGAGUCAGCCGCAGUGAAACGCCCCAGAACAGUCCGUUGCCUUCAUCGCCGGUUGUAUCAUUAACCAAACCAGCCAAACCGUCUGUCCCUCCACUAACUCCUGAACAGUAUGAGGUGUACAUGUACCAGGAAGUAGACACCAUCGAGCUCACCCGUCAAGUUAAAGAGAAACUUGCAAAAAAUGGAAUCUGCCAAAGGAUAUUCGGUGAAAAGGUGCUGGGCCUAUCACAGGGCAGUGUCAGCGACAUGCUGUCCAGGCCGAAACCCUGGAGCAAGCUGACCCAAAAAGGCCGGGAACCAUUCAUUAGAAUGCAGCUAUGGUUGAACGGGGAUCUUGGGCAGUGCGUCUUGCAGUCACAAGGACAGCAACAAGGACAAGCCCUGCAAUCUGCGGCAACUCAGCAGGAUCCUGUUAUUGAAGGAUGUCCAAGUCCAGAAAAUACUCCAAAGAGUUCAACCAGCUGCAGUCCAGCUCCAGAAUCUCCAAUGAGCUCCAGCGAAUCGGUAAAGAGUUUGACAGAACUGGUGCAACAGCCGUGUCCUACGAUAGAGACAAAAGAAGGAGAAACACAGGAGUCAAGUGAUGCAACUGCUGGUGACUCUCAGCCAGCUACACCUCUUCCAUUCCCUGGGCAUUCCUCGUUGAGCAUCCAAGAACUGGUAGCCAUGUCUCCAGAACUGGACACAUAUGGUAUCACCAAGAGAGUCAAAGAAGUUUUAACCGAUAACAAUUUAGGUCAACGUCUGUUUGGAGAAACUAUUCUUGGGCUCACUCAAGGCUCAGUCUCUGAUUUGUUGGCUAGACCAAAGCCAUGGCAUAAACUUAGCUUGAAAGGAAGAGAACCAUUUGUACGCAUGCAGAUUUGGCUCAAUGACCCAAACAAUGUAGAUAAGCUCAUGGAUAUGAAGCGGAUGGAAAAGAAAGCAUAUAUGAAAAGACGACACAGCUCAGUGAGUGACAGUCAACCAUGUGAUCCUCCAUCUGCAAGCCUGGAUUACAGCCAGGGUUCCAGUCCCCAGCCACAACAUCAUCUGAAGAAGCCACGAGUGGUGUUGGCUCCUGAGGAGAAAGAAGCUCUGAAAAGGGCUUACCAGCAAAAGCCAUACCCUUCUCCAAAAACUAUAGAGGAGCUUGCCACACAGCUAAACCUGAAAACCAGCACUGUUAUUAACUGGUUCCAUAAUUACAGGUCUCGUAUUCGCAGAGAACUGUUCAUUGAAGAAAUUCAAGCAGGAAACCACGGACAAAUUGGUUCCAGUGAUUCUCCAUCAGCUACAAGCAGUAGAGCAGCCCACAGUUCAGAGGGAGAUAGCUGUGAUGGAGUAGACAUGGAAAGCACAAGUGAUGGGAAGCAUGGUCUAUUAGAAGGAGAUGAAUUCAACAGUGACAACUCAAAGUCUCAGGGAGGACAGACUGAUUCAGCUUUUGAAGAGGGUGAAGAUGCUAGAUCUACUGAGAAACCAGAAUUCACCCGGUCAGACGGAGAUAGCUUGGUUGAUAGGGAGGAGGAAGGCCGGAGAAAGCUGCAAAGUCGGACUUCCCUUUCUGGAACUAGGUGUUCUGGGGAAACUUUAGACACAACACCGAAAUCUGCUACUGAAAAGCAUGCCUCUACCUCAGCUGCCUCAAGCUUGCUUCCCACAAAGGAAGGUUUCCAAAAACCUAAAGAGGAUUCUGAGAAACUAUCCAGCGUGCCAAGUACAAGCUCACAGAAAGGAAACUCUAUCCAGAGCUUGUUCAGCUUUUCUGAGACAUCAAGUUCCAAAAACACACGGGACAACACCUUGAGGAAAAAGAAAGCCGCAAACUUGAACAGCAUAAUUCAUCGUUUAGAGAAGGCCGCUAGCCGGGAAGAGCCCAUCGAAUGGGAGUUUUGAGAUUAAGUUAACCCUGGUUGCAGCAAACUAGGGCAAUUAAAUUGGACUUUUCACUGGUUAUAUCGUAUUGCGCACUUAUCGCCCUGCAGGCCACAGGGCAAAAACGCCAUAGGCCAAGGUGCAUAUAGAAUACAAAAAGGAGCAUUAAGCCCACUUUUAUGUUGUGUUUUCGAGGACGAAAACUGAAAUAUGUAGUCAAGCUUUUUUGUACCCUGAAGUGUUUUUACUAUUGCCCAAGUGAUUUUCACACUUUCUGGAAUAACUUACAGCUUUGCCUUGUGCCCACUUUUUUAACGUGGGCUUAAAAAAAGUACAAAAAAAACUUAAAAAAAAAAAA
Molecule: messenger RNA, 5594 nt
Organism: Rana temporaria (common frog)
Lineage: Eukaryota; Metazoa; Chordata; Amphibia; Anura; Ranidae
Gene: CUX1
Product: cut like homeobox 1
Exons: 23
Coding region: 1031-5257 (1408 amino acids)
Biological process (GO): regulation of DNA-templated transcription
Molecular function (GO): DNA-binding transcription factor activity, RNA polymerase II-specific; DNA binding
Source: RefSeq, a predicted model, not a curated record